This is a messenger RNA of Tribolium madens (black flour beetle), 1037 nucleotides long. RefSeq names its product gustatory receptor 8a-like. Bases 1 to 996 code for a protein of 331 amino acids. Lineage: Eukaryota; Metazoa; Arthropoda; Insecta; Coleoptera; Tenebrionidae. The transcript is spliced from 4 exons. Gene Ontology annotation, biological process: sensory perception of taste. The record is from RefSeq and is a predicted model, not a curated record. Gene Ontology annotation, cellular component: dendrite; neuronal cell body; membrane.
AUGUGUCAAUUCAAUCAACUGUUAUCAGAAGAUUUGGAAAAAAACACUUUAAUGAAAUUCAUCAACAUUAUGUAUUUUGUUACCGUUGCAGGGUUUACUUUUGUCAGUUUCAUUUGGACCAAAAUACAUGGAAACUCAACAGUGAAAUUAAGGAAAGAUCUUUGUCUUAUUGAUAUCAAUAUCAAAAAUUUAAACAUCCACUUGGAUUAUAACUAUGUCAGAACCUCUAUAGUCAGAUUUUUGGUUCUUGGUUUGCUCAGUAUCAACAUUUAUUUUCUGUAUUUGUUACUAAGUCAAAGUUUUGCUCACAAAUACAAAGCCAUGUUUGCUUACGGAUUGCUGUAUUUCGGAAUGUUACAUCACAUGUCUGUGAUUUGUUCAUAUUUAACACUAAUUCGAACUGUAAGUCACAUUCAUGAAAAAAUGAUAGAAAAGACUAAAACAUCACUUGAGCAUUCAAAAAGUAACAGGAAAUUUAUUUUGAAGCGAUUAAUGUGUAUUUAUCACGACUUGUAUGGGAUUUUGAAAUUAGUGAAUUCUAUAUUUUCAGCACAAAUUCUCUUCUCUUUCGCUUUAAGUUUUUUAUUGUUGACAAUUCAGUGUUAUAACAUUGUGUCAAGUAUUUAUAAUCACAGCCCGUAUUUGAAGUAUUCAGUGGCUGCGAUUAUUUAUGUCAGUGUUGGAAUUUUGGAGAAAUUUGUAAUUGCAUUGGUUUGUCACAAAUGUAUGUUUAGGAAUGUUGUUUUUAAACAAACCCUAAGGAGGUAUUUGGCACUAUAUUCGAGUGAUAAGUCUGUAACCAAAGAAAUAAACGCCUUUGGUCUUCAAUUGUUACACGAACCGUUUGAAAUUCACGCUGGCAACAUGUUUUUAAUUGAUUUACCAAUUUUUACAUCGAUUUGUGGCACUGCAUCAACUUACAUCAUUCUCCUAUGGCAAACCGACUCCAAAGUUGACAUAAAUUACUCAAUGAAGAAAGUUUUUGGUGUAUUUUAAUUAAUAAAAUAACACGAUGUAUUAUAAUUCAUUUAUUAUGA